CUCCGAAACAUUUUAUUUAUCAUAAAAUAUUUCUAAUUUAGUUUACUAAAUCGUUUUUUUUUUGAGUAUUCAAUAUUUAGUUAAAUGUUGCCUUUAAUUCUUUAUACGAUUUAAAUGUUGCAGCUUUUUUUCGGAUUUUUUCAUUAAAAAACCAAAGCUACCUAUAAAAAAUAAAUAAAAAUAAAAUCGUGACUGUGGCUUCAGUUACGUUGGUCACAACUUUUGCAUAUAAAUGAAAUAAACCACGAAGUUAACUAAUUAAAAAAAUUAUAACGUUUUUUGGAAUAAUCAAACUCCCAACUGAUUUCAUACACGAUGGCAGGUAACUCUGGUAUGGAACAUUUGAUCCCCAUAGUAAACAAACUCCAAGAUGCUUUCGUCUCUCUUGGCAUUCCUCUGGGGCUCGACCUCCCCCAGAUUGCCGUCGUCGGUAGUCAGAGUGCAGGGAAGUCCAGUGUUUUGGAAAAUUUUGUUGGCCGAGAUUUUCUUCCUCGUGGUUCGGGAAUUGUUACCAGGCGCCCUCUGGUGCUACAGCUGGUGUUUUCCAAACAAGAAUACGCAGAGUUCCUACACUGCAAAGGUAGAAUUUUCAGUGAUUUCGAUCAAGUCAGGAAAGAAAUUGAAGAUGAGACCGAUAGGGUAACUGGGAAAAACAAGGGUGUAUCUAAUAUACCAAUCAACUUAAGGGUCUACUCACCCCAUGUUCUCAACCUAACCUUAAUCGAUCUGCCGGGCAUGACUAAGGUUCCUGUGGGCGAUCAGCCCCCGGACAUCGAGGUCCAGAUCAGAAACAUGCUACUGGAGUUCAUCAGUAAGGAGAACUGCCUGAUCCUUGCAAUCUCCCCUGCCAAUACUGACCUCGCCAAUUCAGAUGCAUUGAAAAUUGCUAAGGAGGUUGAUCCACAAGGCUUGAGAACAAUUGGCGUCAUCACAAAACUGGACCUCAUGGACGAGGGCACAGAUGCCAAGGACAUUCUGGAAAAUAAGCUCCUCCCACUUAGAAGAGGAUACAUAGGCAUUGUGAACAGGAGUCAGAAAGACAUAGACGGAAGGAAGGAUAUCAGGUCAGCCAUGGCAGCUGAAAGAAAAUUUUUCCUCAGCCAUCCAGCAUACAGACACAUGGCAGAUCGCAUGGGAUCAAACUACCUGCAGAAAGUGCUGAACCAGCAACUGACCAAUCACAUUCGAGCCACCCUACCCUCACUCAGGAAUAAACUACAAUCACAAUUAAUAUCCAUGGAGAAAGAGGUAGAAGAGUACAAAAACUUUCGACCUGAUGAUCCAACAAGGAAGACCAAGGCCCUCAUGCAAUUGAUAAACACUUUCAACUUUGACCUUGAGAAGUCGAUCGAGGGUUCGGGGUCGGAGGUCAACGUUCAUGAACUUUCUGGUGGUGCAAAGAUCAACAAAAUAUUCCACGAGAGAUUUCCGUAUGAGAUUGUACAGAUUGAAUACGAUGAGAAGGAACUAAGAAAAGAAAUAACCUAUGCCAUUAAAAAUAUACAUGGUAUAAGGACAGGUCUAUUCACUCCAGACAUGGCGUUCGAGGCCAUAGUGAAGAAGCAGAUCGACAGGCUGAGGGAGCCGUGCAUCCGAUGCGUCGACAUGGUCGUCACUGAGUUGAGUGCUGUCGUCCACAAGUGCACCGAGAAGAUGAACCGUUAUCCGCACCUACGCGAGGAGUGUGAACGAAUUGUGAACACGAAAUUAAAGGAGGAUGAACAAAGGACGAAAGACCAACUUGUUCUCAUGGUCGAGGUGCAACUUGCUUACAUGAACACUAAUCAUGAAGAUUUCAUUGGGUUUGCCAAUGCUCAGCAGAGAUCAGAAGUCGUCAAGAAGAAAACAACAAAUCAGGUGAUCCGCAAGGGUUGGUUGGCCCUACACAACAUCAGCAUGUUCAAGGGUGGCCAUAAGGAGUUCUGGUUCGUUCUGACCGCUGAAAAUUUUUCCUGGUACAAAGAUGAUGAGGAGAAAGAAAAGAAAUACAUGCUGCAGUUGGAUAACUUGAAGGUUAAGGACUGUGAGAGUGGCUUUAUGAGUAGGAAGAUCAUCUUUGCGCUGUUCAAUACUGAAGGAAGAAACGUUUACAAGGAGUACAAGCAGCUGGAGCUGUCAGCUGAUAACCAAGACGAAGUUGACAGCUGGAAAGCAUCUUUCCUCAGGGCGGGUGUCUAUCCAGAGAGGAACCAAAAAGAUAUUGAUGAUACUAAAGAAGACCUAGGGAAAUCGGAUCCUCAAUUAGAGAGGCAAGUUGAAACUAUUAGAUCGCUGGUGGCUUCAUACCUAAGCAUCGUCAACAAGAUGACUAAAGAUCUGGUCCCCAAGACUAUCAUGUUCAUGCUUAUUAAGAAAUUGAAGGAAUUCUUGGGCACUGAGCUGUUGGCCCAUCUGUAUUCAUCCGGCGAUCAGGCUCAGUUGAUGGAGGAGUCUGCCGACGAGGCACACCACAGGGAGGAGAUCCUACGCAUGUACCACGCCACAAAGGACGCCCUCAACAUCAUCGGUGACGUCACCUCAUCUACCGUCGCUACCCCCGUGCCACCGCCUGUCAACGACGAGUGGCUCGCUUCUAGUGGCGCUGGUAACAGCAGUAGUAGUAGCAGCAGUUAUGGUGGUAGCGGUGGUGGCAGUUAUGGUGGCCAUGCGUCGUCAAGAGGCUCCCACAAUCAGCAGUUCGGUGGAGGUGGGAUGACGAAUUCUGUUUAUAAUGGACUGUCGUCAUCAGCCACGACUCUUCCAGCGCGCCCUGCACCGGUUGCUCCCAACAAACCAUCACUUCCAGGUCGGGCUGGCCCCAGUCCCGUCAUGGGGAAUUCCCAAACCGUACCCGGAAACCUCCCGCCACCUUUGAUUCCAACACGCCCUGGAAGCAGCGCCAUGCCACCGAGAAUUCCAGACAGACCGUCUGUUCCUAAAUAGUUUUUAUAUUACUACAAAAAAAACUAUAAUAAAAUUGACAUUAUUAUUAUUAUUAUUAUUAUUAUUAUUAUUUAUUAAUUAUUAUUAUUUGUAUUAAUUAUUAUUUUUAUUAUCAUUAUUAUAUGAAGAAUAUUAUUAUCUAUAGCAUCACAUAUAAUAGUCCAAAUUUCGCUAGUUUCCAAAUUUCCAAAUGAAAAUUUACACAUUUGUCUAUACGCUCUUUCUAUCAUCAUCAUUAUUAUUAUUAUUCUUUUUAUUAUUUUUGUUAUUAUUAGUAUUUUUAUUAUUAUUAUUGUUGUUGUACAUCACACCAUAGCUGCUGCAGUUCACAUUUAUCACUUUGGUCGCGCGCAUUACGAUUGAGGUCUGCUAAUUAUUCUUUUUAUUAUGACGACUAUAAUUAAUAUAAUAAUAAUAAAUAUUAUUAUUAUUAUAAUUAUAUAUUUAUACUUUAAUUAAUAUAAUAAUAAUAUUAAUUAUUAUUAUUAUUAUUUAUUAUAAUGUACGAUAAUUAUGAACUAUGCCCAUUAUCAGCUCUAACUUGUACAUACAUACAAUCACACAUAUAUUUAUCAUUAACAUUUUUUGAUUGUUCAUUAAUUAAUUAUUAUUAUUAUUAAAUAUUGUCAUUUUCAUUAUUAUUAUUGUUAUUUAUUUGUAUUAUUAUUGUUAAUUUUAUUUUAUUCUUAUUGUUAAUGUAAUUAUUUUGCGGAUCAAUUAUUAUUAUUGUAAUAGAUGCCACUAUUCUUAUUAGUAAUGUACAUGCAUAUACACAUAUAUACACGUAUGUGCAAAUACACACACACGCAUGCACACACACAGACACACACACACAAACUGAUUAAUUUUUCUUAUACAAACAUGCUUAUAUUCAGGCAUAUAUGCUAUAGAUACUGUCAACAUAUAGCUUAUUAUCAUAUUAUGAAAUAUGUAAUUCAUCAAUUUUGCGCGUGUGACUUUUGUAAUUUCGUGUGUGUGUGUGUGUGUGUUGUGUGUAUGUGUGUGUGUGUAUGUGUGUGUGAAAGUGUGCAUGUGUGUGCAUGUGUGUGUGAGCACGUUUAGUGUUAUCAUGUUACUAUAAAUAAGGACAGUAAAAUUAAUGUUAGAACCUUAUUGUAAUGUUGAUUGAUUAAUCAUACAUUAGUUUACUUCAUUCAGUUUAUUAUAAAAUUUGAUUUAUGAUUAAAAUAAUUGAUUAAUUUAUUUAUUUAUAAUUAUUACUCCUCUAUCCUUCACUCACUCGUUCGAACUACUCCCCACUUGACGAAUAGCUUUUAUCAAUAAAACUAUUUUUAUUUGAACUAUU
Helobdella robusta is the source of this 4228-nucleotide messenger RNA. RefSeq lists its product as hypothetical. NCBI's taxonomy places the organism in Eukaryota, Metazoa, Annelida, Clitellata, Rhynchobdellida, Glossiphoniidae. Gene Ontology annotation, molecular function: microtubule binding; GTP binding; GTPase activity. The record is from RefSeq and is a predicted model, not a curated record. The coding region runs from base 316 to 2922 and encodes 868 amino acids. The transcript is spliced from 22 exons. Gene Ontology annotation, biological process: receptor-mediated endocytosis. Gene Ontology annotation, cellular component: microtubule; cytoplasm; plasma membrane.